CUAUGUUUUAGGUGUAGACCUGGUCUAAAGCUCCACCAAAAAAAUUCCUACAUGCAAAGGCGUUGGACAACAUUCAGGUGCUGGCUGGAAUCCACCGGACUCUAGGAGACUUGCAAAUGGAGCAGGGAAACCUUCCUCAUCUUAUCCCUUGCACGUAGAGUCGGGAUAGCAGAUAGUAGGCGGCUGUCCAUCAGAACAAAGUGUAACGCUUGCUCGCUCUGUGAGCUUCUGUGGCUGGUGAGGCCAGGCUAAUUUUGUCCAGAAUUCCGACUGUCCCCUCACCUAAAUGACAUAGAAUUUAAGGUAGCUGUCCUGACUGUGAGAAUUGCUUGGAGAUGUAUAUUACAUUUUCUUAUGGAGAUUGCCUGGUGUAGCAGUCAGCAUGAAUUAGGUGAUCUGCAUGCUAUUCCUAGCUCUGCCACUGAUGAGCUGUGUGUCACUCUGCAUUCUGUAAAAUGGGGCUAAUCAUAACUAAAGAGCCAAAUACCGAAAUCCUCACCCCUGGUUUUCAUUCGCUCCGAACUUAGGCUAAAUCCGACUGAUGUUGAAAGUUUUGUCUGAGUAGGAGCUCCAGGAUUUCACUGAAUGUUUGCAAAGCCCUCAACAGCCUUGGCUAGGUGCUUUAGAUUGGCAGAGUAUUAGCCGUCCUAGUGUAAGAGCUGGAUGAAUGCAGCACAGAUCUAAGCAGCUGUUUACAUUGCUUUCUGUGUCCUGGCUAGAGGUUGAUAAGGCAUGUGUAUAACUGUAGAGCAAGGAACAAGCAGUCUAAGACGAGAGGCAUUUCUUCUGCAACGGGAAUGGCAAGGGGCCUAGUUUACUUCAAAAGCGGCCCACUUUACAGUCUUUGGAGACUGUUUCCAAGUCCUAGAUCUACCGUCAACUGAGCAUUUGUGGGAUUUCCCCUCCCUUGUACAGAAACACGCAUAUCCUGCAGACGAGCUAAUGCCUUUGAGUUGUCGGGGCCGAGUGCGCGGGAUGGAGCCGAGUCGUGGGGAUGUCGAUGACGCCCUUGGCAAGUUUUCCCUCACUCUAAUUGACACUUUGGAUACACUUGUGGUCCUUAACAAGCUGGAUGAGUUUGAGGACGCUGUGCGGAAGGUGGUCCUGGACGUGCGGCUGGACAACGACGUGGUGGUCUCUGUCUUUGAAACCAACAUUCGUGUGCUGGGGGGCCUGCUGGGGGGUCACAUCAUGGCCGACAUGUUGAAGGCACAAGGCGUGCGGCUGCAGUGGUACAAGGACGAGCUCCUGCACCUGGCCCGGGAUUUAGGGUACCGUCUCUUGCCCGCGUUCAACACCACCAGCGGGCUGCCGUACCCCAGGGUGAACCUGAGGUAUGGGGUCCUGAGUCCGAACUCCCGGACAGGCACCGAGCUGGACACCUGCACGGCCUGCGCUGGCACCAUGAUUUUGGAGUUUGCUGCCCUCAGUCGCCUGACGCAAGAGACUGUUUUCGAAGACACUGCUCGGAGAGCGCUGGAUGUUCUCUGGGAGAAGCGCCAGAAAGGGAACGACCUGGUGGGGACGGUCAUCAACAUUCACAAUGGGGACUGGGUGCGGAGGGAUAGCGGGGUCGGAGCCGGGAUCGACUCGUACUACGAGUACCUGAUGAAGGCGUAUAUCCUCCUGGGGGAUGACACCUACCUGGACAGGUUCAACGCUCAUUACGUGGCCAUAAUGAAAUACAUCAGCCAGCCUCCCCUCCUGCUCAACGUCCAUAUGCACAACCCCACAGUCAGCAUCCGGAGCUGGAUGGACUCCCUCUUGGCCUUCUUCCCCGGCCUCCAGGUGCUCAGGGGGGAUUUGAAGCCCGCCAUCGAGACGCACGAGAUGCUGUACCAGGUCACCAAGCAACACAAAUUCCUCCCGGAGGCGUUCACGUCCGACUUUGCCGUGUACUGGGCCCAGCAUCCUCUGCGGCCGGAGUUUGCCGAGAGUACCUACUUCCUGUACAAGGCUACCCGAGACCCCUACUACCUCCAGGUGGGCAAGUCCAUUGUCGAGAGCCUGAACGAGUAUGCCCGGGUGGCCUGCGGCUUUGCGGCGGUGCAGGAUGUACGGACGGGCCGACACGAGGACAGGAUGGACUCCUUUUUCCUGGCCGAGAUGUUUAAGUACCUCUACUUGCUUUUCACAGAGAAGCGAGAUCUGCCUCUAGACAUUGACGAUUACAUCUUCACCACCGAGGCCCACCUGCUGCCCCUGUCACUCUCCACCGCCCGGCCCCCCUGCCCCAGGAACAUGACCAUGUUUCGCAGGGGCCAUGGAGAGGAGGAGAUUUUUACCCGUUCUUGCCCCAGCGCACAGACUCUCUUCCCCAAUAACCCAGCCUUCACCCGCACCAUCCGGGAUGCCCACAAGCAGCUGCUGCAACCAGGAGCAGAGCGCCUGGCGCUCUUCAGGGGGAUUGAGUUCCCUUUCCAUGAUACCAGGAUGGAACCCUUGGAGAUCUUGAAGAGCAUGGGACUGACCCUGCUCCCUCUGGGUGACAGGAGCGUGCAGUUGACCAGCCUCCGACACCAGCCAGACGCUUCUCCCCUGGGGCUCUUCAGCCUGAAAUUCAUCACCGAGCUGGUCGACCCGCCUGCAGCAGAGCAGCAAGGCAUCUCCCCGCUGGCUGUCCAAGUUCUCUCGCCCCCCUUUUUUGGGAGAACGGUACUCACCGCUGGACCAGCCCAGUUUGGAAUGGACCUGACCAAACAGGAGCACGGGGUGAAAGGGAGCUUAGUGCUGAGUGAACCUUACCAGGCCUGUGCAGCGAUCAGCAACCGGCAGGAGGUGCAAGGGAAAAUGGCGCUGGCCCAGAGAGGCGAAUGCAUGUUUGCCACCAAAGCCAGGAACUUGCAGGAAGCAGGAGCCUCGGGGGUGAUUUUCAUCGACAAUGCUGAAGGCAGCUGCAGCGAGGAGAUGGUUCUGUUCCAGAUGGUGGGAGAUGGAAGCACCAGUGACAUAGUCAUCCCCCUUGUCUUCCUCUUCCAGAAGGAGGGGCAAGUCCUCUUAGAUGCACUGUCCCAGCAUCGCAAUGUGGAUGUGCUGCUGGCCACUAAACCCAUGUUCCUAGGUGAAGAAAACACAGACCAGCCCUUGUCUGCAAGUCAGUUGCACGAGGCAGCCACAGAGACCCGCACCGGGAUGGUGACAAGUGCUCCAGACCAAGCAUGAGUGGAGGCUGCUUCUGCUCUCCAGGAGGCUAGUGGCCAGCUAGAAGGCAGCUGUCUGACGCUCCUGUGGAAGCUGCUCCAAGAGCAUGGAAAAAGCGGAAGUGUUGCACUCCUACCGUUUACUGCAGAGCACGAGUCACAGUUCGCAGGGUGGAAACCCAGUUGCCAAAAACCUCAGGAACUUUCAUGUUUGUAAUUUGGAGGAAGGGAAAAGUGGCAUUUAGCUGCCAGCCAAAGUACAAGUGAGUCAUGACAGUAGCAUCUCCAUUUUUUUUUUAACAACACUUGUGCCAACCGUCUCGGUGAUGCUAAGGGCCAACGUGUGUGUUUUGAAAUAGAAAGAUGUUGCUCACUCUUGGUUUGUUAAUGUGCAAGUGAAGGGGGUUUCUGAGGUGAGUAUCAGCUGUAGCCCUUUCCUUGAUCUUACUGCCAACAAAGAGCAGGGGAUUUUGUACCCAAGAAGGUAAGCCAAGCCCAGCUUUAACUUUCUCUAGCUGUGUCACUUCCAAGUGACGGGCUAGGCUCUGCAGUCUCUAUGGUACUUGGAAAGGGAAAGGUAGGAAAUCUUCACCUAGAAAUCCCACUGGCCUCUGCAACAAGUGUCAGAAGCUCACUACUGCAUGUCUAAACAGUAGGAAUUAAAUUGCCUAAUUGAAAUUUUACAAGCCUUUAGGAGGUGCUGUGGUUGAACCCAAAACUGUGGCACAACUCCGAUGGCUGUAUGAAAGCAAGGAAGGGGGUACUUGGCCAGCUGGGAGACCUAAUCUACACCUGAUAACUGCUGUAAAUUAGGCUUGGCAAUUUGUUACAACUGACCUGUGGUGCCUUUCUAGUGACCAGCUGGUACUGACUAAAGGGGGGGGGAAGAGAUUGCAUCCAUCAGUAUGUGCAUCGAACUUUCGCCUGAAGGAGGAAACAAUUCACUGCAAUUACUGCACUGCCAUUGAAGUUCUCUGACAUAUGUAGUGGUAAAAACUUGUAUAAAGAGGCACCAUAAACUUUC
Molecule: messenger RNA, 4164 nt
Organism: Terrapene triunguis (Three-toed box turtle)
Lineage: Eukaryota; Metazoa; Chordata; Testudines; Emydidae
Product: ER degradation-enhancing alpha-mannosidase-like protein 3
Exons: 18
Coding region: 943-3162 (739 amino acids)
Biological process (GO): endoplasmic reticulum mannose trimming; mannose trimming involved in glycoprotein ERAD pathway; carbohydrate metabolic process
Cellular component (GO): endoplasmic reticulum; membrane
Molecular function (GO): mannosyl-oligosaccharide 1,2-alpha-mannosidase activity; calcium ion binding
Source: RefSeq, a predicted model, not a curated record